This is a messenger RNA of Closterium sp. NIES-67, 3530 nucleotides long. The record is from the annotation of a GenBank genome assembly. NCBI's taxonomy places the organism in Eukaryota, Viridiplantae, Streptophyta, Zygnematophyceae, Desmidiales, Closteriaceae.
ACUAUCCCACCAGUUGCUCGCCAUCCACGUGCGCGCUCUGCUCCUCUGCUCCACGUUCAGACGCCGUGCUGCACCCGCGGGGUUCACGCCCUGCCGUGACUUCAAGCAUUGCCCCCGCUCCCUCUCGUUCGCCCUCGGCUCGCGUUAGGGUUGCGUCGCAGUACCUCCGGCUACUACAGCGCGCCCAGCUGGCUCCACUCCACGCGCAUCAUCUCGUGCCAAACCCCUCCCUUGCGCUCACGCCUCCUCAGGCUGACGCCUCUAAGCGCCGGCCCUCAGCGGCGCCUCGUCGCAUCCCGUCGCUGCACUGCCCUCGUCGCCCUCGUCACCUCCAGCUUCGAGGCGCGUGGAGGAGGGGGCGGCGUUGGACGGCGUGGCAAGGCGGAUGGUGCCGCACCAGCCCCUGCGCGCCAUGCACCCAGCGCCGCCGCACACGAGCGGUGUGGCAAGGCGCAGCAGCAGCAGCGGCGGUGGUGGCAAGGCAGUGAGGGAUGAGACGAGGGCGCUUGCGACCACAGGCGACGCGCGGCCGUCGUCAAUGGCACCGCACCCGCCACACGCAGCCGCAGCAGCUGCCGCUGCUGCGGCGUUGGCUGGGCCAGCCUUGCCCGCAGGAACGAUGGCCGUUCUAGAAAAAGCCCUUAGUGCACGUGCGCCUCACGCUGCUGCUGCUGCCAAUGCCGGUGCUGCGAGGCGGUGGAUGGGUGAGUCGAGUGCACCGCCUGCCGCCUGGGGACGCGAGGGCGUGUGGAUGCAGCAGGUGGCGCAGGGCGAGGGGCGGGUGGCGCCUCAAGUCAUGGUCAGGGGCGCGCUGGUGAAGGUGGGCAGCGCGGGGGGCUUCGCCACGCGCUACCUCUCGCAACCUCCCCACAGCGGCGGGAAAGAUCAGCUGGGGGCGCUGGGAAUACCGGGGGCAAGGGGCUGUGGUGUGGAGGGAGCAGGGAUGGGUGCGAGGUGCGGUGCAGGGCGGGCGAUGCCGUGGGCGGAGGGUGGUGGCCGUGCGCCCAUGCACGAGGGGAGAGCGGCGGAUGCUGCUGCUGCUACUGACCAUACGGGGGCAGCCACCGACGGUGGUGAUGCUGCUGGCCGCACUGGUGGGUGCGGUAGCAUGCCAGGCCACGCGGCAAGAGAGGUGGACAUGGCAGGGCAGGGGCAGUUGAGUGAGCGGCAUGCGGUGGGGCGAGGGGCGGAGGGAGCGGAGGGGGAGGCGGCGGAGGAGGAGGCGGCGGAGGCGGGUGUGGAGAGCAUUCUGGUGCGGCUGCUGAAGAAGCAGCUGCUCUCGCUGGCUGAAGCCAUCGCCACUCAUGAUGAUCUGCGGGCGCGCUUCCUGCUGCAGCACGUGGGGCAGGAGGCGGACCCCCUGGGCUCGCCCAUGCAGCGCGCCGCCUUCCACUUCGUGCGCGCACUCUCCGCGCGGGCCACGGGCACAGGCCACGUGCUGCAGGGGGCGACGAUGGAGCAGCGGUGCCCUGCCGUGUGUGCUGGGCGCGCCGGCCCUGCGCGACUUCCUCUGCUGUGCUGCCACCCACGCCCUGCACCAUGCGCUCCUGCCCGCCCUCUCACGCCACCACUCCAACACACAAGCUGCUGCUGGGACCAUGCUGCUGAAGCUUGUGCUGCUGACGCUGCUGCUGGUGACAAUGUGGUGGUGGGAGUGGCAAGGAGGGGAGGGCAGUGCAGCAUGGAGAGAGACGGCACGGUGGGGCGAGUGGUGUUGCAGGGGGAGCAGGAGUGGCAGGGGAGCACCACAGAGGACAACGACGAGGGGAGGGCGAGGAGUGUAGGAGAGAGUGAGGUAGGGGAGGGCGCAGAGAGGGAGGGGAGCAGUCUUAGGGACGAUGGCAGUGUGAGGGGGCGCGGGGGGGAAGAGAGCACCUCAUGUGGCAAGGAGAAGGCAGCGGAUCCUAAAUCUGAUUCACGAGUGAAGCACACUGGCGUCCGCCCAGCGCCCCCCCCUGCGUCACCCCCCCCCCUGGUGGUGCAUGUGGUGGAGCUGGGCGACCACCACGUGCCGCACUGCCACGCGCUGCUCUCCGCCCUGGCGGCCUGGCCGCUGCAGCGCCACGUGUGCCUGCGCCUCACCCUCGUGCACCUGCUCCACGCCCACCCCUCCGCGCCCUGCGCGCCCCCCUUGCUGCCUUUGCAAGGCGGCAACACCACCGCUGACCCGCCUGCACCUGCCUCCUCCGCGCCACCCACUACACCGGACGCAUCUGCCAAGGGCGGUGCUGAGCGGGUGUGCACCGUGGGGUCGCCUGCUCGCCUGCGGCCUGCUGUUGAUCCCACUCACGACUUUCGCCCCACCCUCGCUGCUGCUGGCUCUGCUGCUCUGGAUGCUGCUCGUGCUGCCAUGCCUGGUGGGGCUGGGGAUGGUCUGGGGGCAGCACGCGCAGCACUUGGUGAUCCGGUUGCUGCUGCGGCUGAGGGCAGCACGGAGACACACCACCCUCACCGCCGUCCCUUCCACCACACGGCUCAUCACCACCUCUGCCUUGCACUACCACUGCCACUGCCGCUUCCGCUGCCGCUGCCGCUGCACCAGCACUGUCCUCCCCUCUGCGUGCACCAGAGCAUGCUGCUGCAUGCCGCACACCCCAUUCGCCCUGCCCCCCACCGCUGGCCCCACCCGCGUGCAGCAAGCACACAGUGUGAGCCGCCACUGGGCUCACCCUCGGGUGCCCUGCAUGCCUCUGCCCCCACCGUGCCUGCGCCCUCACCCUCCCCCUCCGCCCCCUGCGUCCAGCGCUUUCCGCUCCCUCCGCCGCCUGAGCUGGUAAAGCAAGUGCAAGCAGCAGCGCGCGCCCUGGGGCUGCGCGUGGCGGUGCGCGUGGUGCGCGUGGGCGUGCAGGGGGUGACAAGGGCGGCGCUGGGCGUGCGUGAGGGCGAGGUGGUGCUGGUGCGUGCGGCGCUGCUGCUGCAGCAGCUGUGCGACGCAUCCGUCAUCCGAGCCAACCCGCGGGACUCGCUGCUGCAGGCCAUCCACGCCCUGCGCCCGCUGCUCGUGGUGGUGACGGAGCAGGAGGCGGGCCUCAACUCGCCCUUCUUCCUCACGCGCUUUCAAGCCGCGCUGGACCACUACUCCGCGUGGUUUGACUGCCUGGCCGCGCCCUGCUGCCCGCUGUCUGACGCACAGCGCAGCGCAGUGGAGGCGCGCGUGCUUGGGGCAGAUAUCGCCAACAUCGUGGCAUGCGAGGGCAUCAACCGCCUCACGCGCCCGAGCCAGCGCACGCCUGGCACGCGCGCGCCACGCGCCUGGGCUUUGAGGUGGUGGCCAUGGGGGAGGAGGCGGUGGAAGGCGCUGCAGCGGCCAUGGGGGCAAGCCGUGAGGGGUUGAGGGUGGAGGUGAGGCAUGGCGUGGCUGUGCUGGAGUGGAAGGGGUGCCCCCUGCUGACGUCGUUCAUGCUGCAGCCCAGUGCAGGCACCACCACGGAUUCUGUUUGAUCUCCCAGAACUACCUCUUGUAACGUACGAUGAGAGAAUCCGUCCAAGGCAUUGUGUUGUGGACAGUCCAACUAAGCAAGCCUUGUAGC